GAUCCAUGCCCUGGGGGCAUAUUUUGAGGAGCCGACGUUUUCAAGUAUUUUUUUUUUUAUCCUGACGGAUUGAGCUGGUGUGGAAAGAUGAAACUUGGUGCAUAACUAUCUAUUGGAAUGCUGCAGAAAACAUCAGACUUUGGAAGUAAAUACCCCGGGGGCACAAAUUUCAAGGGGAGAUGUUUUCAAUUAAUUUUUUUUGCAUUAUUAGACCGAUGAACAUGGAAAACUGAAACUUUGCAUGAAUGCGACAACUGAGACACAAGGAGUUAAAUAAAAACAUUUAGUCUCGAUAAAUCCCCUGGGAGGAUUUUUCCGAGGAGCGAUGCUUCGAAAAAGAAAAUUGUAUUGGCGAAUUGGACAGAAAUGGAAAGGGUAUAUAAGGCGGCUUCUGCCAUCAGUUGGCAGCCAUGGCUCCGAUCGAAGGAGCAACUCUUCGCCCCAUUGUCUACUACGAGUUCCUCCAAGGACACUCUGCGAGAGCCGCCGCGGACAACAUCUGCAUUCAAGGGCAACGUUGUCCACUAUUCCACGGUGUCUCGAUGGUUGAAACCAUCUGGCGACACGACCUUCGGAGAUCGACCACGCUCGGGACGUCCAUCUACGGUCGAUGACGAAGCGCUGCGGAAUGCCCUCAACGCGAAGCCGAACGCCACCACUCGCGAAUCCGCGACUACACUUGGAGUCACCCGUAAUGGAGCGCCGAAGGCCCGACUAUAG
Molecule: messenger RNA, 720 nt
Organism: Darwinula stevensoni
Lineage: Eukaryota; Metazoa; Arthropoda; Ostracoda; Podocopida; Darwinulidae
Source: the annotation of a GenBank genome assembly